Messenger RNA from Rubroshorea leprosula, 1834 nucleotides. NCBI's taxonomy places the organism in Eukaryota, Viridiplantae, Streptophyta, Magnoliopsida, Malvales, Dipterocarpaceae. The record is from the annotation of a GenBank genome assembly.
AUUCUUCAUCCAAGUAAUUAACUAGUCUGAGAAAUGCUGUCCAUCAUGAAAGUCUCUGCAUUUCAAGUCUUAUGCUUCCUACUCUUUGUAUCUCUCUCCCAUUGCGAAGCUUUAGCACAUUACAAGUUCGUCGUGGAAGAAACUUCGUACACGAGAUUAUGCAGCACGAAGAAUAUACUGACGGUGAAUGGACGAUUUCCGGGGCCUACACUUCAUGUCCACAGAGGAGAGACAAUUAUUGUAGAUGUUCACAAUAAAGGGGACUACAACAUCACCAUUCACUGGCAUGGGGUUGCACAACCUAGAUAUCCAUGGUCUGAUGGUCCAGAAUAUAUCACACAAUGCCCCAUUCAACCAGGAAAAUGGUUUAGACAGAAAGUCAUUUUCUCUACGGAAGAAGGAACUCUUUGGUGGCAUGCUCAUAGCGAAUGGUCGAGAGCAACUGUUCAUGGUGCUAUAGUCAUAUAUCCUAAGAAAGGAGACAAAUACCCAUUUCGCAAACCAGCUGCUGAAUUCCCCAUCGUAUUGGGAGAGUGGUGGAAAGAAUCAAUAGCGGAGGAAUACAAUAUUGUCAAGUCUGGAAGCGACCCAAAUACCUCCGAUGCACUCACCAUUAACGGCCAACCGGGCGAUCUUUACAACUGCUCUAAAUCAGGAACCUACAAAAUUACAGUUCAAAAGGGUUUGACAUACCUUCUCCGGUUAAUCAACGCUGCAAUGCAAGACGUUCUUUUCUUCUCCAUUGCCGACCACAAUGUAACCGUGGUCGGAUCUGACGCUAGGUAUCUCAAGCCAUUCUCUUCAAGUUACAUCGCCAUCGCUCCUGGCCAAACCAUUGACGUGCUUUUGGAAGCAAACCAAAGUCUUAAUCACUAUUACAUGGCUGCUAGAGUUUAUACCGGACCAGUAGCGACUCCUAGUACCGACUUUACCACCACGACAGCUAUCAUAAAAUACAGUGGGAAUUACACUGCAUCUUCAUCGCCGGUGUUCCCCACUCUUCCAGCCUACAACGAUACUAUAUCAUUUUUCAACUUCAGCAAAAGUUUUCGAAGCUUAGUCGACGAGGACCAUCCAAUUGACGUUCCAAAGAACAUAAGCACAAGAUUGGACUACUUAUUUUUAGUGAAUACUGCAGGACUGUCUAGUGUUAACAACGUUAGCUUUGUCAAUCCCUCUAUCGAUAUAUUAGAAGCUUAUUAUUAUGGCAUCAACGGAGUAUAUGAGACCUCAUUUCCUAAUACUGCACUACAUACAUUGAUAAAGGCGACAGUGGUGAAGGUACUUGACUACAACUCCACGGUGGAGAUUGUUUUACAGAGUGACGACGGGAGAGGCAGCUCCCACCCCGUACAUCUUCAUGGAUAUAGUUUUUAUGUUGUGGGAAUGGGUACAACCACUUUCAACAAUGAGACAGAUCCCUCAACCUAUAAUCUUGUAGACCCACCUUCCCAAAACACAGUUUCUGUCCCUGUACAGGGCUGGACCACCAUUAGAUUUAAAGCUAACAAUCCAGGAGUGUGGCUUAUGCAUUGCCAUUUUGACCGACAUGCGGAAUGGGGCAUGGACACAGCAUUCAUAGUCAAGAAUGGCACAUCGACGGAGGAGAAAUUAUUACCGCCACCAUCUGAUAUGCCACCGUGUUAAGACUGUCUUUGAAUCAUCUUCAAGGUUUCAAAUCAUCUGUGUUAAAAUUAUUUAUUAUUUUCCCACGAAUUUGGCAGUCUUGUUAGCUGCAGGGAAAAUUUAUUUUUACUUGUCAACAUUUGUUCUAUAUAUUUUCUUUAUAACGGAAAUUUGUGUUGGCUGUACGUAAUUAAAUGACUUCAAUUUG